AUGCUGACUAAAUUAAUUAGGAAUUUUUCACAGCUGAAAAAUUAUUUUAAGUCAGCACAGCAUGGAGUUCCUGGGCCUGAAAAAAUCAAUAAACUAGGCGAAGACGCUUAUUUUACAAGCCCAGAAAUCAUUUCUAUUGCAGAUGGUGUAGGCGGGUGGACCACUAUAGGGAUUGACCCUUCUAAAUAUUCCUGGGAGCUUAUGAAUAACGUAGGAAAAGCAUUUGAAGCCCUCCCAGAGCCACAAAAAUACAAUGCUAGAGAUAUCCUAGUAGAAGCUGCCAAAAAUAGCAAAGAAAUAGGCAGCUCUACCUGUGCUUUAGCAAUCCUUGACAAAGAUGAGCCAAAACUAUAUACAGCCAAUAUAGGUGACUCUGGAUUUAUUAUUUACAGGAAAAAAGACGAAAAUAUCACCCUUGUCGCCAAAAGCAAAGAAGUUACCCAUGAUUUUAAUUUCCCAUUCCAGCUCGGCACAAAUGGAGAUGACCCUAAUAAAGCCAGCUUUGAGACUUUUGAAGUCCAAGACAAAGACAUUAUUAUAAUGUACACAGAUGGCGUAGGAGACAAUUUGCAUGAAGAGCAAAUCACUGGAAUUGUCAGCCUUUCUAUGAAUGCUGAGGUUAAUUUGAAAGAAAUUGCAGAAAAACUGGUGAAGCUUGCAUAUGAGCAGAGCAAUAAUAGGAUGUUUAAGAGCCCGUUUAUGAUUAAUGCAAUGAAAGCAAGGAUGAUAUGAUAUGGAGGGAAACCUGACGAUAUUACUGUGGUCUGUGGGGAGGUUAACUUAAAGAGCAACGAGUAG
This is a messenger RNA of Blepharisma stoltei, 798 nucleotides long. NCBI's taxonomy places the organism in Eukaryota, Ciliophora, Heterotrichea, Heterotrichida, Blepharismidae. The record is from the annotation of a GenBank genome assembly.